CUUACAUACUUACCUAGAUUUCCAUGCAUGGCAUGAUGUCUGUAAGGUUCUCUUACCAAACUGUCCUCUCUGAUAGAGUGUCAUUAGGAUUUCGAUUCUCUGAAUUGAGUGCUUUUUUCACCUGUGAAAUUAAAAUCUUUUUUGUGAACAUGUUUCUCAGAUUGAACCAAUGUUCUCCCAUUUCAAUGGUAUUCUAGGAAUGUUUUAGUUUUCGAAACUAUGGGAGUGGAAUUUGUUGGGGAAGGCUUUUCAUGUUUCUGGCCGAAUCUCUUGUUAUAGAACUUCGGAGAAACGAUCAGUUGCGAUGCUUUGAAGUCUGCGUAGAAGUUGAACUGUUGACAUUCUUUUCUUUUCUUUUCUUUGUCCUGAUAAAAGACCUGUUGACAUUCUUGUUCUUCAACUUCAACAUGCUUUUCAUUUUCCUUUCAGAGGUUUUCCGUGUUUUCUGAGACUCAUCUGCCAGGAUUCUAACUCUUAUACGGCAUUUGUGACUUCAGGGAUCUGAAUUUCAGUUUUUGGGAUUGAUUUUUCUUUUUUCUUUUUUCUUUUUUUCUGAUUUAGAGGUGUGCCAACUUUUAAGGAGUUUCCUGGGAUUCCAAUUGCACAAAAAAGCACAAGAAAUGGAGGUUUUCCUUGUUUCAUUGCAUGGAACCAUGAAAUCUGAUGCUGUUAAUGUUCUGAAUGCAAUUGUGCCUCUAUUGAAACUACUAUCCAUGAGUGUCAUUGGUCUGAUUCUUGCCCACCGGAAAACGCAAAUUGUCCCCAAAGAGACUUUCAAGUUACUCAGCAAGCUUGUUUUUGCCUUAUUCUUGCCCUGUUUGAUCUUCACUCACCUUGGUCCAUGCAUUACUCUCGAGAGUGUCAUUCACUGGUGGUUCAUCCCCGUAAAUGUUGUUCUUAGUACUGCCAUUGGCUGCGUAUUGGGGUUCUUGGUGGCAAUAAUUUGCCGGCCACCACCUGAAUACUUUCGAUUCACCAUCAUCAUGACCGCAUUCGGAAACACAGGUAACCUCCCUCUGGCAAUAGUUUCAUCAGUUUGCCACAAUACUGCUAACCCAUUUGGUCAGGAAUGUUAUGCCUCCGGUGUGGCUUAUGUAUCCUUUUCCCAAUGGGUUGCGGUUAUACUUCUUUACACUCUUGUUUACCACAUGAUGGAGCCCCCGUUGGAGUAUUAUGAGAUCACUGAAGAAGGAGAGCCUGAAAUAGAGGAGGUAGUGCCUGCUGCUGAUGAUCUCAGUAGGCCGCUUCUUGUUGAAGCUGAAUGGCCGGGGCUCGAAGAUAAGGAAACCGAACAUUGCAAGACACCCUUUAUUGCAAGGCUAUUCUAUAGUAUCUCGGGCAUCUCACAAACAACUAUUCCGGAUCUUGAUUCAGUGGAUGAAGGUCCAAGAAGUACCAUGUCAAUUAAAUGUUUGGCAGAGCCUAGGAUGAUUAAAAAAAUCAGAAUUUUUGCUGAGAAAACCCCAAUUCAUCACAUACUUCAGCCACCAACAAUCGCUUCACUGUUAGCGAUUGUUAUAGGACUGGUUCCUACUCUUAAAUCUUUGGUUUUUAGUGAUGAUUCUAUUGUUUCUUUUAUCACAGACAGUUUAGAUUUUAUGGCUGAGGCAAUGGUGCCUUCAACUAUGCUUGUUCUUGGAGGAAUGCUUGCUGAAGGUCCCAAUGAAUCUAAUUUAGGGAUCCGAACUACAAUUGGCAUCAUUGUAGCAAGGCUUUUAAUUCUUCCUUUACUUGGAAUUGGGGUCAUUCUAUUGGCUGAUAAGCUGAAUAUUUUGGUCCCCGGGGAUAACAUGUAUAGUUUCGUGCUUUUGCUGCAAUACACAACACCAAGUGCCAUCUUAUUAGGAGCAAUCGCAAGCUUGAGGGGUUAUGCAGUGAAUGAGGCAUCGGCUCUCCUCUUCUGGCAGCAUGUGUUUGCUCUGUUCUCCCUUUCAGUGUAUAUAAUUCUGUACUUCAACGUGCUAUUUCCUUAUGUCCAAGGUUGACAAGAUUUUACAUGUAGCAGAGUUUUGUUGGUGAUUUUUGGCAGGAAUCUGUCCCAUUGAUAGCGCAAUUUGAAGAUUUGGAACUACAUUCAUUCAUUGUUAAGUUUAUUUGCUUAUGAUCCCCCUCAUUCCAUUUUUCUCUUUUUUGCCUGUCUCAAAGGAAUGCACACAUAAAUAUAGUCCAAAUAUGUCGUUCCAUAGCCAUUUGAAUUUUGAAGUAUUUUCAGUUCAAUUUACAUGUUAUGUCACCAUGUCCUGGAAUUUCUCUUCCGGCAAUAUUUCUCA
Carya illinoinensis is the source of this 2270-nucleotide messenger RNA. RefSeq names its product protein PIN-LIKES 2-like. Gene Ontology annotation, cellular component: membrane. The record is from RefSeq and is a predicted model, not a curated record. Bases 621 to 1985 code for a protein of 454 amino acids. NCBI's taxonomy places the organism in Eukaryota, Viridiplantae, Streptophyta, Magnoliopsida, Fagales, Juglandaceae. Gene Ontology annotation, biological process: endoplasmic reticulum to cytosol auxin transport. The transcript has 2 exons.